ACAGCGGCGGCGGUGGCCAUGCUGCACGAGGCCAAGCGCAGGAGCACCGAGGACACGGCCAUUGAGCUGCUGAGACAGAAAGCGCGCGAGGCCGGGGAAAAAGCCAAGGUCUGCGGGCAGAUGUUGGUGCAGCGAGAGGAGCGCAGAGCCAAGGAGGUCGAGGAGCUUAGGGCCAAGCACACCGAGGAAAGGCGUCAGGAGGCGACUGAGAGGAGGUGCUACGAGGCCAAGAAGGAGAGCCUGGAAGAGGCUGUGAUCAGCCACCAGGCCACCUUGCAACUCCACAACAAGCCCGAUGACGACGACCCAAGCAAGUUGUCCGUGGUGCUGCUGGGCUUGUCCGGCAGUGGUAAGACGUCGGCCCUCAACAUCAUCUCGGCGCAAGCGGGUAACCGCUACCCUGAUUCCGGGUCAGACCGCGAGACCACCCAGCCCACCCUGUCGUGUGCCCGGCGGGAAAUCCGUGGGCCGGGCAGGAGGCUGGUUCUGGUGGACACUCCUGAGCUGUGGGACGAAGACGGCGUGGAGAAUCUGGAGAUGGUGAAGGACUGCGUGGCUCUGGCGCUCCCAGGGCCCCACGUCUACCUGCUGGUUCUCCAGGUGGGCCGCUUCACCCAGUGUGAAAGCCUGAUGCUGGCACACCUGCACAAGGUCUUUGGCAGGGACGCCUCGGAACAUGCAAUGGUGCUGUUCGUCCACAUGGAUCAGCAGCAGCCCAAGCGCUCUCAGAGGGUCCACCACUACGUGGCAGGGGCCCACGCGGCGCUCCGCGAGCUGCUCCGACGCUGCGGCAGCCGCUACUACGAGCUCAGCCUCGCCGCUCCCCACGACGCUCUGAGUUACCCCCAGGUGAGGGAGCUGAUGGUGGGCAUAGACAAGCUGGCGGCGGCCCACGGAGGACGGGGACACGUCAUCAAGAGGUUCUCGACACAGGAGCUCCAGGACAGGAAGAAAGUUAUGGCAGGCACCGAGUGAGCAGCCUGGGAGGACAACUUCCUGCUCAUAGAGGAUUAGGUUGUAGCCAUUUUGUGGAUUUGAUUCAAUAUGUGUCAGAUAUGACCAUUAACAAACAAGACUGGCCUUUUGUGUCAUUGACAUUUAAUGGCUGCAUUUUCUCGUCUGCUCGUGCUGCAACAACGAGACAACGUGAAAGCGUUAAGUGCUGCUAAUUAUGUGAGCGUUACUAUUGCAUGGUCAGGCGUCUGGCCCAAGGCCCAUGACGCCAUCGAUCCACUCACUGUAGUGCGAGAUGAUCGUGUAGAUGCCCGGUUUCUUGAUCUGGCCACACUUUUUGCCACCGUUGGACGUGAUGCCGACCACCACGCCGUUGUAGAGCAGAGGACCGCCGGAGUCGCCCUAAAAACACGUGGCAAAAACUAAAUUCAAAAGUGAAGAGGUUAGAACUUUUGGGGGGGGGGGGGAGGGGUUCAUGUUGAGCUCUUUGUUUUCAUACAAUGACUUGCCAAGCAACCGUCAUAAACCGUGAAAAUGAGGAAUUCCGAACACGAGAGCCGUUUUUGAUCUUAUCAAUCCAGUUUGUCCGUCCACUCACGUCACAGGAGUCCUCCAUUUUGUGCGGCUGGUUGCAAGGCUCCGGGCACAGCUUGUGAGCGCAUAUCAUGUUGGUAGUGAACUUCCUGCCAAAGUAGUCGCUCCGUCGGCAGCGGGUGGAGCUCACCACCUGGAUGAGCGCCUCCUGCAGCAUGUCGGGUCUGGAGCCCAGGUUGUCCAGGGAGCCCCAACCGGCCGUCUCCACCUCGGCAUCCGUGCCGGGGUUGACGCCGCCGGCUCGCAGGAAGGCCACCGACUUGACCGACUCAGAGGCGUUGAACGGGCGGUCCAGCUACGAUCGAAAUAACUCGGUUGGACCAUCAUGAGAGGGGAUUUUCCAGGAGGCAGGCUUACUUUGAUGAGAGCGAUGUCGUUGUCGUAGUUGUCCGGGUUGUACUGAGGGUGACUGUGGAGCUCCAGGAUCUCAAACGUCUGUUUGGUGUCCUCAGCUUGACUCAGCGAGUGAACGCCCAGGACAACC
Syngnathus acus (greater pipefish) is the source of this 2032-nucleotide messenger RNA. Its product is annotated as GTPase IMAP family member 7-like. Lineage: Eukaryota; Metazoa; Chordata; Actinopteri; Syngnathiformes; Syngnathidae. The transcript has 2 exons. Gene Ontology annotation, molecular function: GTP binding. The coding region runs from base 19 to 975 and encodes 318 amino acids. The record is from RefSeq and is a predicted model, not a curated record.